Messenger RNA from Clupea harengus (Atlantic herring), 958 nucleotides. RefSeq names its product ecto-ADP-ribosyltransferase 5-like. The record is from RefSeq and is a predicted model, not a curated record. Gene Ontology annotation, molecular function: NAD+ poly-ADP-ribosyltransferase activity; NAD+-protein-arginine ADP-ribosyltransferase activity. NCBI's taxonomy places the organism in Eukaryota, Metazoa, Chordata, Actinopteri, Clupeiformes, Clupeidae.
GUCUGCUAUGGUGAUGAGAAGGUGGUACACAUUCCUUUGAAGAUUGUGUUCUGACAUCCGCUAGUUCUGUGCCUGGACAAGAUUGGCUACUGGUACAAUGAGGGCCCAUGUUCUGAUAAUGGUCAUGGUGACUGCAGCAGUGGGUUACAGAGUACGCUCUCCACUCAAGGCACUGCCCUUAGACAUGGCACCCAACUCUGUUGAUGAUGCCUACUCUACCUGCACAAAGGAAAUGUCAAGACAGGUUCUGUCCAAGUACCUAACCAAUGAACAGAACUCAAAUGCUGAUUUCAAAAAAGCAUGGAACAGAGCACAGAAAUCCAACAAGCACAAAAAUCCAGGAAAAGGUCUGACCGAAAACCACGCGAUCGCCAUUCGAGUGUACACCAAUGGUCAACCCAAGAUCUAUGACAAGUUUAAUGCAGCUGUGCGCGAUGGCAGGGGUAUUUACAAAACCAACUUCAACUACCAUGCUCUUCAUUUCCUGCUAACUGAUGCCCUCAAGCACCUAAAAGAGAACCAGGAGAAGGGGAAGUGUGUGACCACCUACCGCAGAACCAAACUGGACUUUGACACAGAUGUCAUCCAAAAGGAGAUCCGAUUCGGUAGCUUCACAUCCACCUCUUUGUGUCGUGAUGCUCUCACCCAUUUUGGCAAGAAGUCCUGCUUUGAAAUCAAGACCUGUCAUGGUGCAGCUCUGGGAACCUUCUCACAUUUGCCUCAAGAGGAAGAAGUACUGAUCCCACCCUAUGAGAAAUUUAAAGUUGAGAGCAUUAGGAAGCAUGAGAAAAAUGACUGGUGUGAUGUUGUGUACAAACUGAGCAGCACUGGUACCAUUAGUAAUUUGGAUUGCGCGCUGAUGAAAGACCCUGUAUUCACAUUUGUAGAACAAUGAAAGGUUAAUGCUGACUGAUUAGGCUCCUCUUUCCUGGCUGGUGACCAGGUGACUUCUUAUUUG